CCUUGAUAUCGCCCACUACUCUUCUGUCCAAGUAUCAGUUGACCUUUCAGUGAAUAUUUCGCAUUGCUGCGUUCGCUCUUUUCUCUGCAUUUCUUGACCCUCGCAUACUCCUCGCGAUCCUCCUCUUGACCCCGAAAGCAACGUCGCUCCAACGUCUGUGGCUCAUUCUAAGCUGCUGGAUAAACGCCAAAACACCCCAGCCUUCCCCGGAAACUGCUGCGACACGACCUUUCGAUGAGCUCUUGACCUGCGACGAAUCGACAUUCGAGCCGGAAUUCUAUUCUUCACCACGAAACUGCAUACGCAGAGCGGCUGACCCGACGGGCCCAUGCGCAAACGCGAGCUACUAUUGCCAUCUCUCCUUUUGAAUCUUGGGUGAGGUGUCGAGUCACUCCACACUUGUCGAGUCCCCCGCGCCACUACGAUCGCAAAUCGCACCAACCCAUCCCUUCGCGCUCACUCGACGGCCGAUGAGCUGGUCUAGUCGCUUGAUACACCCCCCACCAUCGAUAAAGACUGCCGAAAAGCGCCACCUGCUGCCGUGCUGCUCGCCGGCGCAGUUAUCAAAACCACCCCCAAAUCUAUAACCAACCAUCAGACUGACAUACCCCUGCCGGGAUGUUUACCCAACACUCCGGGCAAGGUCAACAUGCCCGGAUCAAUGGCGCCGGGCGAGGCAUGCCCAACCUGCUGUACAACUUCCAACACUCUCAACAUCAACACCCUUCUCAGACCCAACACCACCAGGGGCUUCAGCAUGACCAUGGCAUGCCCAACGCCAAUGGAUUGAGCCACCACUCGAGCUUCGCCUCCGGCGUACUCUCAAACUCGAGUCCUUUCAAUACGAACGCUCUCCAGAAUGGCCAUUCGGCAACAGGGCGAGGACAAGCACCCCCGAACGAGAUGUGGCAGGAGCAAUUGAGGAUGCACAAGGAGGCUGAGCGAGCGCAUGCUGCCAUGACCGAUCAACAACAACCGCACUACUAUGCUAGGCUCAAGGCGUCGGAAAACAGAGGCAUUGGCGGCCCUCCACCCACCACCUUGCGCGCCCAGGCGGAUAGCGAGAACGAUAGUGUUGACCGACGGCGUCCCGCGCCUGUGGAGAAGGAGACCCGGCGCCAGGAUUGGCAUAAUAUGGACAUGAGCGGCCAGGGUCUGCGAAACUUGGCACCAGAGCUGUUCAGGUAUCAGUUCCUGAACGAGCUAUACAUUGCUUCAAACAAGCUCACUCGACUUCCCAAUGCCAUUGGAGAGCUACGCCAGUUACGCCAUCUUGACGCCUCCUUUAACCAGAUUUCAGAGAUCCCCCCUGAAGUCGGAAUGUGUACCUACCUGAAGCAGCUGCUGCUAUUCAACAACAAUAUCCAGACAUUGCCUUUUGAACUGGGAUCGCUCCACCUUCUUGAGAUGCUGGGCAUCGAAGGAAACCCCCUGGAACAUGACGUGAAGCAGGAGAUUAUGGAGAAGGGAACAAAGAGCCUGGUCAAUGCACUGAGAGAAGGCGCUCCGAUUCCCCUGGCUCCUGCACACCGCAAGCCCAUCGUCAUCCAGGAAGACGUGUCACCCAACUUGGAAAAGAUCAAGGUUUUCUCAUGGAACAUUCUCUGCGACAAGUACGCGACUCCACAGACAUACGGCUACACCCCCACGGGUGCCCUCAACUGGGAGUAUCGCAAGGACUGUAUCUUGGAGGAGCUUCGAAUCCGCGACGCAGACUUUCUUGCUCUUCAGGAGGUCUCCACGGAUGCGUUCAAGGAGGAUCUCAGCCCCGACCUGGCGCAAAUGGACUACAAGGGUGUUCACUGGCCCAAGUCCCGAGCAAAGACCAUGUCAGAAAAGGAUGCCCAGUCUGUGGAUGGAUGUGCCGUCUUUUACAAGCAGAGCAAGUUUAUCCUGCUGGAUAAGCAGUUGAUCGAGUUUGCUACUAUUGCUAUCAACCGACCCGACAUGAAGAACCAGCACGACGUCUUCAACCGUGUGAUGCCCAAGGACAACAUUGCCGUCAUCUGCUUCUUUGAGUCACGGCUGACAGGAGCGCGCAUCAUCUUGGUCAACGUCCAUCUCACCUGGGACUCUGCGUUGGCCGAUGUCAAGGUUAUCCAGACGGGUAUCCUGAUGGAGCACGUUACCAAGCUCGCCGAGAAGUAUGCUAGGUGGCCAGCGGUGAAGGACAAGAAGAUGAUUGUUCUGCCAACGGACGAUGAGGUUCCCACGCCCCAAAUCGAACCGGGCCCCAGCCAAGAGUACCGGGUCAACACAGAGAUACCUCUUUUGGUUUGUGGUGAUUUCAACUCGACUGAAGACUCUUCGGUGUACGAGUUGAUGUCCAUGGGCCGAGUACCUCCGGAUCAUCUCGAGUUGAGCAACUUCCAGUACGGAAGCUUCACACGAGACGGUAUCGAGCAUCCCUUCAGCCUCCGAGACGCCUACGCCCACACCAAGCACACGGCUGAUGAGAUGCCGUUCACCAACUACACGCCAGGCUUUGCUGACGUGAUUGACUAUAUCUGGUAUUCGACCAACACACUCGAGGUGGUGGACCUUCUCGGACCCCCUGACCCCGAAUAUCUUAAGCGAGUGCCUGCGUUCCCCAACUGGCACUUCCCGGCGGAUCACAUCCAGAUCAUGUCCGAAUUUGUGAUCAAGGGGCGCAAGGAGAAGAAGCACCUGCCGGACCGAGAACCCGAUUUUGGAGGCGGCUCCAGCGGACCACGAGGCUAGCAGCCGAGCCGGUAGCGCCCAAAAGCUCACCAAGGCCAAAAUUGCUCGGACUCGUCCGGACAGUUGAUGCCCAUACCAUCUGGAUGUAGUGUUUUUGGUUUUGCGAAACAACACACGGAGUUUUAAGGAUCUUGCACGGUUCUUGGGGCGGUGGACGGGACGGGGGUAUUGAUGCAUGGCGAUGUAUCCGAUGGAAUGUAUAUGCAGCGGAGAUAGAGGAAGCGGUUUGGGGGAAGCGAGUUGGGAGGAACUGUAGGAAUUGAUUCAUCAUGCUCUUUUGCGACUUCAAACUGGGUCUUGCUGCCACUUUGUGAUUGUAGCCCUGCGUUGUGACUGCUCGAGGAUGUUUGCCAAUUCAUUUGGGUUUGAGGCGAUGCCUUGCGUGUGAUGGAUGUCAGUGGUGUUGGCGUGGUCUUGGGGCGGUCGUAUAAGGAGAAGUCUCCAGUGAGUCUCAUCGUGGUCUUGAAGCGAGCAGAUGGUCUAGUGUCCUUUAAGGUCUCCUCUCAGUUCACAUUACGCUUG
Fusarium vanettenii 77-13-4 is the source of this 3243-nucleotide messenger RNA. RefSeq lists its product as uncharacterized. NCBI's taxonomy places the organism in Eukaryota, Fungi, Ascomycota, Sordariomycetes, Hypocreales, Nectriaceae. The record is from RefSeq and is a predicted model, not a curated record. Gene Ontology annotation, biological process: nuclear-transcribed mRNA poly(A) tail shortening. Gene Ontology annotation, molecular function: poly(A)-specific ribonuclease activity; protein binding. The coding region runs from base 619 to 2721 and encodes 700 amino acids. Gene Ontology annotation, cellular component: cytoplasm; CCR4-NOT complex; nucleus. The transcript is spliced from 3 exons.